AUGGUGUCGGCAAAUAGGGAAAUGGCCGUUUACUGCUUUGACACGCUGGUGGCUCACUACAACAGCGAACAAGCUCCUCCUCCAGCCUUCGAUGAGGGUCAACACCCAUUAUUUGUGACCUGGAAGAAAGUGGUGAAUGGAGGGGAGCCUCGCUUACGUGGAUGCAUUGGAACUCUUGAAGCUCACUGCAUAAUCAAUGGUUUCAGGGACUAUGCUCUAACAAGUGCCCUUAGGGAUCGUCGAUUCCCCCCAAUACAAGCUAAAGAAUUGCCUUACUUGCAAUGUACAGUUUCCAUUCUGACAAAUUAUGAAACUGCUCGUGACUACCUUGACUGGGAGGUCGGAAAGCAUGGGAUGAUUAUUGAAUUUACAGAUCCUGAUUAUAAUACUAGGCGAAGUGCCACGUACUUGCCUGAGGUGGCUGCUCAUGAAGGCUGGACAAAAAUAGAGGCAAUUGACUCAUUGAUUAGGAAGGCAGGUUACAAUUGCACCAUCAACGAAUCACUGCGGAAGCGUAUUCGGCUCACCCGUUACGAGAGCACCUUAUUUACCAUGCACUUCAGUGAGUAUGUUGCUUAUGUGAAGGCAGCUAGAGGUGCUGCUCCAGCUAUUAAUGGGACAAAACUACACUAA
This is a messenger RNA of Fraxinus pennsylvanica, 633 nucleotides long. The record is from the annotation of a GenBank genome assembly. NCBI's taxonomy places the organism in Eukaryota, Viridiplantae, Streptophyta, Magnoliopsida, Lamiales, Oleaceae.